CUGUUCGCCUUUCCUUGGUCUUGCUAUCUGCCGUAGUCAGUCGCCGAUACUGGAACGAACAAAGUAACUCCUUCAAGGUUCAAACCCUGCCCCAUUCUUCUUCUAAUUUCACUUCUUUCAAUAUAAACAAGACAUCACGCAACGGAGAAGACCAAUUCAAGUAUCAGAUAAUUAUUUGCACAUCACACAGAAAUUAAGGAAGAUGGAGGGAAUACAACCCUUAAUUGUGGAAGCGAAUGGCAUUAAAAUGCACGUUGCUGAGAAAGGAGAAGGUCCCGUCGUGUUGUUCCUCCAUGGCUUCCCCGGGCUGCGGUACUCUUGGCGCCACCAGAUACUCUCCCUCAGCUCCCGAGGCUAUCGCGCCGUCGCCCCUGACCUCCGUGGCUACGGCGACACCGGCGCCCCUGUUUCAAUCUCCGCCUACACCAGCUUUCACGUGGUGGGUGACCUUAUUGCCCUUCUCGACUCUAUGGCUGUGGACAAUGUCUUUCUUGUGGCCCAUGAUUGGGGAGCUCUCAUCGGCUGGAAUCUCUGCUUGCUUCGUCCCGACCGAGUCAAGGCUUAUGUCUGCCUCAGUGUCCCCUUUAUUCGUAGAGAUCCUCGAGUGAAGACCCUAGACGGCUUACGUGCCUUAUAUGGAGACGACUACUACAUCUGCCGAUUCCAGGAGCCGGGCAAGAUGGAAGCAGAGAUGGCUGAAGUUGGAACUGAGCAUGUGUUGAAGAACAUCCUCACCACUCGCAAACCGGGACCCCCAAUCUUCCCAAAAGGAGAGUAUGGAGUCGGAUUCAAUCCUAAUACUCCGCAGAACUUGCCGUCCUGGCUCUCUCAACAAGAUCUUGCUUAUUAUGUUUCUAAAUUCGAAAAGACUGGCUUCACAGGAGGCUUGAACUACUACAGAAAUAUCAACCUAAAUUGGGAGCUGACAGCACCCUGGAGCGACGUGCGAGUAAAAGUACCAGUGAAGUUCAUAACGGGUGAGUUAGACAUGGUAUACACUUCAAUGGGGCUUCAGGAUUACAUUCAUGGUGGUGGCUUUAAGGAACUUGUGCCAAAUUUGGAGCAAGUGAUUGUGCAAAAAAAUGUUGGUCACUUCAACAACCAAGAAGCUGCAGAGGAAGUUAGCAGCCACAUUUAUGACUUCAUUAACAAGUUCUGAUCUUCUUCACAGCUUUGUUGAGCUGCUUCGAUGAUAUAUAGAAUUAUAGAUCACUUAUGUCCCAAAUUUUCACUUCAACAUGCAUCUCGUUCAAUUGAAUAAUGAUUUGAAUGGAGCGAAGCUAUAAAAUUGUCAGUUCUUUUAA
Messenger RNA from Prosopis cineraria, 1304 nucleotides. RefSeq lists its product as uncharacterized. The record is from RefSeq and is a predicted model, not a curated record. The transcript is spliced from 4 exons. The coding region runs from base 203 to 1159 and encodes 318 amino acids. Gene Ontology annotation, molecular function: hydrolase activity. NCBI's taxonomy places the organism in Eukaryota, Viridiplantae, Streptophyta, Magnoliopsida, Fabales, Fabaceae.